UGGAUACAAGGAUUCAUGGUCUCACCUCUAUGGAUUCAUGAGCCUGCAAGGGCCUUAUAGAGAACAACAUUUCACAUCUACUCAUACCUUAAUCCAACUUACAACAUGACUGUCUUCUCUCUCAUCAUCAUCAACAAGGCCGGCGGUCUGAUAUAUAACAAGACAUUCCACGACGGCGGCCUCAACAAAAUCAGCACAAAUGACUAUCUUGUGCUAGCCGGAACUUUCCACGGUGUUCAUGCCAUUACCGCACGUUUGAAUCCGGUCAAGCCAGUCGCACAGCCCCCUGCUCCUGGCACCAACGAUCCACCUGGCCGACCAGAGCCAUCAUCUGGACUGGAGGUCUUGGAGACGGAGAACUUUCGAAUGCAGUGCUUUAAUACUCUAACGGGCACCAAGUUCCUGCUCUUCACUGAGACCACCCAGACCAAUGUGGACGUGACCAUCAAGAAGAUAUACGACUUGUACGCCGAUUACGUCAUGAAAAAUCCCUUUUACUCUCUAGAGAUGCCUGUACGAUGCGACAUCUUUGACAGAAAGCUACUGUCAUACAUUAGAGAGAUUAACAACCGGUGAGAAGGGAAGUGUUAGGGUCGGUAGCUUGCGUGGAGCGGGAUAAUCAGGGCAUCAAACUUAGACUCAAUAUCCAGUCCUCAAAUUAAUCGUGA
Molecule: messenger RNA, 668 nt
Organism: Trichoderma harzianum CBS 226.95
Lineage: Eukaryota; Fungi; Ascomycota; Sordariomycetes; Hypocreales; Hypocreaceae
Exons: 4
Coding region: 106-576 (156 amino acids)
Biological process (GO): endoplasmic reticulum to Golgi vesicle-mediated transport
Cellular component (GO): TRAPP complex
Source: RefSeq, a predicted model, not a curated record